AUGUCUCUUACUCCGCACAUAACUCAGCUUGCACCCGGGGUUUCCCUCCUUCGACCUCUGUCCCGGCGUGGCCACGGACCUGGGCUGAUUGUAUUGGGCUCAUGUACUCCUCCUGCAGAUGGCAAUGAGGUCGACAAUGGAAUCCCCUCGCACCGGAUGAAAUGGGCAGAGGAAGGCUAUACCGUGGUUGAGAUACUCACACAGGCUUGCACUGAAAGCAAAGAUGUACUUGCCCACGCGUUGUCGGCGUUGGGAAAUUGCGAAACCUGUGUUCCCAGUGACAAGACAGGCCUUGUUGUUUAUGAUCCAAGCGUGUGGCCACUAAUUGCGCCAACGCUGGUUAAUCAUCCGGCCAUUGUUGGUGCUGUUUUAUACACCUCCAAGGCAAUUUCGAACGCUCGGGCUGCCAUACCCAUGCUGCAGCACGUGGUUGGGCAGAGUACCGAAAAGGCAAUCCGAGAGGAAGACUUCAUGGUCUAUCAAUAUCCCAAGAUAGAAUCGCAUCUGUUUGCUACUCCGUUCCACGAGGGAUUCGAUUAUAUCAAUGAAGCGGUUUCCCACACACGGAACCUAACGUUCCUGAAAAAGUAUAUGGGAGGGCCAUAUUUCGACCUGGAAGCGAUCUGGGAAGAGCAUACCUAUUAUGAAUUCACCACCCGGUCCGUCCCAGAUACGAUGGCUACCAUGGUUCAGGAGCCAUAUGUGAAUCACAUUCCCACUUUGACGGGUGGUAUCGGACGCGCUCGACUUACAGACUUUUACCAAAAUCACUUUGUCUUCCAAAAUCCGGCAGAUACUGAAGAGGAGCUUAUCAGUCGCACCGUGGGAAUCGACCGAGUCAUAGAUGAAUUUGUGCACAAAUUCACGCACGACAUGCAGAUAGACUGGCUGCUCCCCGGUAUCCCUCCCACAGGGAAAAGGCUCGAAAUUCCUUUUACAGCAGUCGUGAACAUCCGGGGUGACCGCUUGUACCACGAACAUAUUGCUUGGGACCAAAGCACGGCAUUGAGGCAAUUAGGUCUCCUGCCCGACUAUCUUCCAUAUCCAUAUGCCUUACCCGACGGGCGAACGCCAGGCCCCGGCAAGCGAUUUGAGUAUAAAGUGCCCGCUGCUGGAAGGGAUACGGCGGAAAAGAUGCGAGACAAGAACAGUAUCGAGUCAAACCAGAUGUUUGCCUCGGAGGUUCGCGAAGUCGAUUUGCAGUUAGUUACUUAUUUAUGUGUUCCCAGCACUGACCGAGAUAUACUCCGUACAUACAAGCGGAAAACGCCGCCAAUAUCAGAUCUCCGAGUGGCAUACUUAAAAGUACAGAUGGAUCAAGAUGCCAUGCCAGAGUCUAUCGGAAAGGCUCUAGAGACAUCCAAUGUUUCUUUAAACGAAACGAAAGAAGCCCCAGCUCAGCAGCAAGAGGUUGCCAACAGCGGAUACAACAAUGCAGAGAACCGAUUCGACACGGGUUUCCUGGCGUGGUCGCAGGUAGCGGGAUCAUUCUUCUUAUUUUUCAAUUCAUGGGGCCUUAUCAAUACAUGGGGCGCUUUCCAGACUUAUUACGAGGAUCAGAUUCUAUCCAGCGAAUCUGCAUCUGAUCUCGCCUGGAUUGGAUCUAUCGAAUCCUUCCUGCUCAUGUUUUUUGGAGUCAUUACCGGUCCUCUCUUUGAUGCUGGUUACAUCUAUAUCCUGCUGCCGCUCGGAAGCUUCAUGGUUGUUUUCGGGUAUAUGAUGACCAGCCUGGCCACCGAAUACUACCAAGUUAUGCUUGCGCAAGGCAUCUGUGUUGGCAUCGGUGCUGGAUGUCUAUUUGUGCCCUCUGUGGCAAUAUUACCACAGUAUUUCCAGAAAAGGAGAGCCCUCGCAAACGGAAUAGCCGCGUCGGGGAGCAGCUUCGGCGGUGUCAUCUAUCCGAUUAUGUUCAACCAACUCCAAAAAUCCGCUGGGUUCCCAUGGGCUGUUCGAGCCAUUGCCUUCUUGUCUCUGGGCACCUGUAUAUUCUCUUGCUCUGUCAUGCGUCCGCGCUUCAAACCAAAGGAAAGACGAGCUUUAGUGCAGCUCUACGCUUUCAAAGAGGCCCAGUAUACGCUGUUCGUGAUCGCACUGUUCUUUGGAUUCUUGGGCUUCUACAACUUCCUGAUCUAUGUCCAGCCAUGGGCCAUUCAGACUGGCGUCAUUAACGCCAAUCUCGGCUUCUAUCUCGUCCCCAUCCUGAACGCUGCCUCGACAUUUGGUCGUAUCACGCCCAACAUGUUGGCCGACUUCACGGGACCUCUGAAUAUGCUCAUGCCCGCUGUGACUGUCACAGCACUGCUAGCUUAUUGCUGGAUUGCCGUCAACUCCGCUGCAGGCAUCAUCGUUCUGAGCGCCUUUUACGGUUUCUUCUCCGGAAGCUUCGUCUCUAUGCCCCCCGUCGUUAUGAUGACCCUCACCAAGGACUUUCGAGACCUCGGCACGAGGCUCGGCAUGUGUUUCUGUAUUUGCUCGUUUGCUCUCCUAAUUGGUACACCGAUUGGAGGCUCCAUUCUUUCCGACACUGGCUCUUACCUCGGCGUGAAAGUAUUCUGUGGAUCUUGUCUUGCUCUUUGCGCUAUUAUCUUGGUUUUUAUUCGCAUUAUGCGUGUUGGAUUGACUCUCAAGAUUUGA
This is a messenger RNA of Talaromyces atroroseus, 2634 nucleotides long. RefSeq lists its product as hypothetical. Bases 1 to 2634 code for a protein of 877 amino acids. Gene Ontology annotation, cellular component: fungal-type vacuole membrane. Lineage: Eukaryota; Fungi; Ascomycota; Eurotiomycetes; Eurotiales; Trichocomaceae. The record is from RefSeq and is a predicted model, not a curated record. Gene Ontology annotation, molecular function: transmembrane transporter activity. Gene Ontology annotation, biological process: transmembrane transport. The transcript has 8 exons.